Messenger RNA from Penicillium odoratum, 954 nucleotides. RefSeq names its product glycoside hydrolase family 16 protein. Gene Ontology annotation, molecular function: hydrolase activity, hydrolyzing O-glycosyl compounds. The transcript has a single exon. Lineage: Eukaryota; Fungi; Ascomycota; Eurotiomycetes; Eurotiales; Aspergillaceae. Gene Ontology annotation, biological process: carbohydrate metabolic process. Bases 1 to 954 code for a protein of 317 amino acids. The record is from RefSeq and is a predicted model, not a curated record.
AUGCCAUUCAGACAGGCGUUUCAAGGUAUUCUCGAUAAGGCAGACAAGGCUUGGGAGGAAAUAAGCCAUCCGAACCCUCAGCCGGCACCCUCGUACAACAGCCCUCCCCCACCGCCUAUUCCAACCUCCACCAAACCACAAGUAGCUUAUCAGGAACAGCACUCGCAACCCCAGAUCUACUGGCAGCCCAACCUACAUCCUCAGGUACCGGUGUCCGCCAACUUUCACCACGAACAGGGUCAACACGGGUGGGGCAACAACGAGUCGCAGAAUUAUAUUGACAGCCCGCAAAACUCAUUCCAUUCAGCCCAAGGCGAUGCGGUGAUCGUGCGCGCUCUGAUCAACCAUGGGCAUCCCGACCCUGCCCAGAAAUUUACCAGUGCCAGACUAUCGAGUCUCCAGACCCUCAGCCGACCACGGGGCUGUCUAACGGCCAGAAUCACGGCGCCGGUGGCCCGAGGUAUCUGGCCUGCCUUUUGGCUGCUGCCUAAAGAUCCAUUUAAGUGGCCCGAGGAUGGCGAAAUCGAUAUAAUGGAGGCGUGGAACGGCAAUGCUGUCAACCAUACUUGUCUGCAUUGGGGCCACUUCAACGGCCAGGAUUGGAACAAGCAUCGCGUUCUGGAAACCCCCAUCCCAAAUAUUAGCUCGCCGGCGGGGGUGAGGUAUGAUUUCAUCUGGAACGAGGACGAAACAACAGGCAGGGGCCGCUUGGUUUGGUUGAUUGAUGGCAGAGCUAUAAUGAGGGCCGAGAAGCCGCCUGGAACGAGGAAGAUGAGUGAAUUCAGAAUUCUCAUCAACAUUGCUGUUGGAGGAAAUGUUUGUCAGGGUAACAUGCCCAGCGAUGGAUGCUACGAAACAGUGGUUCGUGAUUUGGCCAUGUGGGACGCGCCACCUGGAGGUUGGAACGAAUUUGACAGGGCUUGGAGGGAUUCCGAAGAGGGCAAUACCAUGUGA